AUGAUGGAAAAUGUCUCUGUCAUCACAAUGAUUACUCUCUCUGGUUUGAAUUUUCCGUUUUGGCAAAGAAUAAUCAUUUUUGUGCUUGUACUGCUGUGCUACCUGGUCAUACUGUUCAACAAUUUAAUUAUUAUCGUUUUAAUCAUUACAGACCGAAAGCUUCAUAAACCCAUGUAUGUUUUCCUAUGUAAUUUAUGCGUGAACGCCCUGUACGGUUCGGUGGCUUUCUACCCCAAAUUAUUAGCGGAUCUUUUGUCGUCUCAUGUCAUUUCGGUGGUCGGCUGCAUGCUGCAGGGUUACACCAUACAUACGUCAAUCGCUUGCGAUUUUUCCAUCUUGGCGCUGAUAGCUUACGACAGGUAUGUUGCUUUGUGUCGACCUUUGAUUUAUGAGUCUUUCAUGACGAAGCAGAAAGUGUCCCUCUUUAUCUUUGUCUCUUGGUUGCUGCCUACCUUUUGUAUGGUUAUGAACAGCAUGUCACUCAUGAGUAAAAAGCUAUGCCGCUCUCACAUCGACAGGCUCUACUGCGUUAACCUUAUGAUCUCUAAACUGACGUGCACCCCAGCCAAGGCCUACAGCAUCAUCUCGUUGGUCAACAUCAGUUUCUUUUUUGGCAUCUUUUGGUUAAUUGUUUAUUCUUACGUGCACCUGAUCAAAAUGUGCAUUCAUUCCCCACAGAUGUGGAAGAAAUUCAGGCAAACGUGCACGCCGCAUUUCAUCUGCCUGCUCAUUUAUACCAUCACCGAGCUGGUGGAUUUGUUCUACAUGAGACUGGGUUCGGGCGACUUGUCGGUACAUCUUCACAACUUAAUGACAAUGGAGUUUUUAAUCAUUCCUCCCAUUAUGAAUCCGCUUGUCUACGGGCUGCAGCUGACACACAUACGGAACAAGAUAUUUAGGUUUUUUCAUUCCAAAAAGAAGCUACAACAUUUUUAA
Messenger RNA from Nerophis lumbriciformis (worm pipefish), 936 nucleotides. Lineage: Eukaryota; Metazoa; Chordata; Actinopteri; Syngnathiformes; Syngnathidae. The record is from RefSeq and is a predicted model, not a curated record.